CCUCCCGCAGGAUGUCUGACGCUGGAGAUGAAAUUCAGGUCGAGGCCCCCGCGGCAGAGGUCGAGGUUUCCACUGAGGCCCCCAAGGGCAAGCUGUCCGUUGAGGAUGCUCUUCAGCAAGUCCUGAAGAACGCCCUCGUCCACGACGGUCUCGCCCGCGGUCUCCGCGAGUGCGCUAAGGCUCUCGACAAGCGUCAGGCUCACCUCUGCGUUCUCGUCGAGACCUGUACAGAAGCCGAGUACAUCAAGCUCAUCGAAGCCCUCUGUGCUGAGCACAAGAUCAACCUCAUCAAGGUCGGUGACGCCAAGGUCCUCGGUACCUGGGCCGGCCUUUGCAAGAUCGACCGCGAGGGCAACCCCCGUAAGGUCGUUGGCUGCUCUUGCGUCGUCGUCAAGGACUACGGUUCCGAGUCUGAGGGCCUGCACGUCCUCCUCGACUACUUCAAGAACCGGUGAUCGUGAGUCUUGUCUCCCUCUAUGUCUGGGUUGUCCCACUGGGAUGACAAAAUAGACUCCCUCUACUGAGACCCACGGUUCUAUGAGGUCAACGUCUAUCCGGAAUCAUUAUAUAUUCGUCUGACACCCUGUGCAACUCAUUUUGCUUGCUGCAUGCUGACCACUUAUCUCUCUUAGAUAUGUACCUGGUUUCUUAGUAGUACUGUGCCACCCUUGUGGAAAUGAAAAUCAUCAAACACAUCACAGGACCGGUGCGAUUUGAGUUUGUAAGGUCUGUCAAGCAAUGUGUCCUUGGCAUUUUUAUAACGCGAAUCCCGGUACGGUGUAAACUCUGGUUGUAUGAUUGACGUGUUGCGUCGGGCCUAGUAGUGCUUCACGAGUCUGAAGGUGAACCAACAAUCGUGGCUCAAUCGACGUUGCCCAAACGUCCCUUUUUCACCGGAAGGCGUCUAUAGACUACUCUUCGACGACUGUAGAACAGUAACAAUCCACUUUUGAGCCGCACAUCUGCAUUCACCGA
Phanerochaete carnosa HHB-10118-sp is the source of this 975-nucleotide messenger RNA. RefSeq lists its product as uncharacterized. Gene Ontology annotation, cellular component: ribosome; cytosolic small ribosomal subunit. Gene Ontology annotation, biological process: translation. The transcript is spliced from 2 exons. The coding region runs from base 12 to 455 and encodes 147 amino acids. Gene Ontology annotation, molecular function: structural constituent of ribosome. The record is from RefSeq and is a predicted model, not a curated record. Lineage: Eukaryota; Fungi; Basidiomycota; Agaricomycetes; Polyporales; Phanerochaetaceae.